AUGAAGGCGUCAGGGUCUACUGGCUGGAAAGCUCCCGUCAAGUUCAGGAUGCCCACUGCUGAAAACUUGGUACCCAUUCGUUUGGACAUUCAAUUCGAGGGCCAGCGUUACAAAGAUGCUUUCACUUGGAACCCUUCAGACCCUGAUAAUGAGGUCGUUGUCUUCGCUAAAAGGACUGUUAAAGACUUGAAACUUCCCCCUGCGUUUGUCACUCAGAUUGCCCAAUCUAUUCAGUCUCAGCUCGCAGACUUUCGCUCAUACGAAGGACAGGAUAUGUACACUGGUGAAAAAAUCAUACCAAUCAAGCUUGAUCUCCGAGUUAACCAUACCCUUAUCAAGGAUCAGUUCUUGUGGGACCUAAACAAUUUUGAGAGUGAUCCUGAGGAAUUUGCAAGAACCUUGUGUAAGGAUUUAGGUGUUGAAGAUCCUGAAGUUGGGCCUGCUGUUGCCUUUGCUAUUAGAGAACAGCUUUACGAGAUUGCAAUUCAAAGUGUGGCUUCUGCUAGGGAGAGUAGACUAAGUAAGAAAGGCCGUAGAGGAUCUGAUCAUGGUUCAGCGAGUAGCAAGGCAAGUGGCUUGUCAAUGGACUUAGUGAAGUUAUUCAGCUUUAAGUCCAGUGUAGUUCGGAAAAGGAAAGACUUGGAUGUGUAUGAACCUGUGGUGGAUCUGCUAACAAAUGAGGAAGUGGAUGCGCUUGAAGCCAGAGAAGAGAGGCAUGCAAGGUAA
Messenger RNA from Microthlaspi erraticum, 726 nucleotides. NCBI's taxonomy places the organism in Eukaryota, Viridiplantae, Streptophyta, Magnoliopsida, Brassicales, Brassicaceae. The record is from the annotation of a GenBank genome assembly.